UUUUUACAUUUAAUUUACGUUCCUACCUGCGUUUCGGCACACGUUUUUUUUUUAUAUUUUAUAAUUGGAUUUAAUAAUUCUGGAAUUAAGUACAAAUUUACUCAAUAAAAAUGAGUGCUUGGCCGGAAGUUGUGACCGCAAAAGAGGAGAAUCGUCACGAAAUUAAGUUGGCGGGAGCCGCUAUAUCGAAACGAAUCUCUGAACAUGGCUUAGACAAAAAUAUCUUCACCUUAACAAACAUAAACUUAUUGAACAUCAGUGAUACAUGUCUGCACGCUAUACCAGAUGAGAUCAAGAACUUAAUUAAUCUCCAAAGCUUGUUAAUGUUUGGAAAUAAGAUUGAAGUUUUUAAUGAAAACAUAACCACACUUCGAAAGUUAAAAGUUCUAGAUUUAUCAAGAAACGAAUUAAAAAGCAUCCCAGAGAGCUUGAACAACAUGAAAGAACUAACUAGUAUCAAUUUCAGCUCAAAUCAAAUAGAAGAUAUGCCGAAAAUUGGCGAUUUACCAAACUUAAUAAUAAUAGACAUUUCCAAUAAUAAACUGAAGAGUUUCUUGGACGUGGAAUCGGCUAACUUGCCUCAUUUGACAGACUUGAAGCUAAAAAGUAAUUUGAUUGAAUCUAUUCCAAGUUGUAUCGGACAAAAACUUUCAUCACUCAAGAACUUUGACAUCAGCGACAAUCAGAUAACUGUUGUACCUGGCGAAGUAGCUAACAUAUCGAAAAUUAAAGAUCUCAACUUAAAGGGGAACAAGCUAUCAGACAAGCGGUUCAUGAAACUGGUUGAUCAGUGUCGCACCAAACAAAUUAUGGACUACAUCCGCGAUCACUGCCCCAAAACAGAACAAACUCAACAGUCAUCCAAAUCCAAAACAAAAAAAGGAAAGAAAGAAGAACCUCAUACAGAAAGUGUGGAAGCUGAAUUGUGUAACUCAAUGAAGAUUUUACAUGUCUCUGAUGAUGUAUUGAACGUUAAAAUUGUUGAGUCUCAGGUUGGCAGUGUCCGACCUUAUAUACUUUGUUGCAUAAUAAAGGAUCUAAAUUUCACGGAUAUGUUGUUUAAAAAAUUUAUACAAAUGCAAACAAGACUGCAUGACACCGUCUGUGAUAAGAGAAAUGUAGCCACAAUUGCAACACAUGACCUUAACAAAUUACCUCCAGGUGAUCUUGUGUACACAGCAAAGCCUCCGUCAAUGCUAAGCCUUAUUCCGUUAAUGAGGACAAAACCCUACACCGGAGAACAACUAGUCCAGCAGUUAGUAGCAGAAGCGGAAGCACUCAGGAAGGAGAAAAAGAGAAAUGUUUACUCGGGGAUCCAUAAGUACCUGUACCUGUUGGAAGGCAAAGCAGUCUAUGCUUGCCUCCAAGACUCAUCCGGUAGAGUAAUCAGCUUCCCACCUAUCACCAAUGCUGACGUAACGAAGAUGUCAUCAGAAAGUAAAGCCAUGCUGAUAGAGGUGACAUCUCAUUCUUCACUCGGAGCCUGUAAGAUGGUGAUGGAUAAAAUAUUGCAAGAAUGUUUGAUGCUAGGCAUCGGAGCUGACUCCCAGGACGGUUUUCAUGCGCUCACUGUGCAACAGGUCAAAAUAGUCGAUCCGGAUGGUAACCUGAAGUCAGUGUAUCCAUCGCGAACUGACUGUGUGUAUGAUGAUACGAACAUCAAAGUCAUCAGAAUGCCUAAAAAAUAAUCUGGAAAUAUGUGACCAGACGACUGGGAUUCCGCAUCGUGAGCGCCGGCAACACCUACAGGACGAGCAGUGUUGCCAUGAAGUUAAUUUUUUACAUAUUUUUUUUGUUUGAACUUUUUGUACUUUUCUUUAGAAGAUUUAAAAUCUUUUGAUACAGUGUUCUCAGUGAGUCUUUCAUGCUGCAUGAAGUAUAAUGUUUUUUUACUUUGUUUUUGAUUCGUUAAAAACGACUUUUUCUUUUUCUCACAAACUAUAAGUAAUCCGUUUGUGCUACCAUAAAACUAGACAUCUUCUAAAUCGAUUCAUGAUAAUGUCACAUUUGUUCACAAUCAUUCUAUAUUUAUGGUAAAUUUAUAUCGGAAACUUACAAUAAUAUUCUACAAAGAGGAUUACUUUUAUAAGUUUAUUAAAACAUCUGAUUAAAAGUGAAAAAAAAAUUCAGAAGAAAGUUAUUUGCUAUCUCUUUUUUUGUACCUACAGAUCUUCCAUCUUGAUAGCAAAGAUCCAUCAAAUCCUCUGUCAUUAUUUUGUCAUUGCGUGUGUAGGUAGCAGUAUAGUCACAGGUAAAAGUACUUGUUUUGAACUUAUAACAGUCUCUUUUAGAUGAACAAUAUAUUUGUCGUGUAGUUUUUUUGUCAUUUCCUUGGAGAUUUAUGUCUUUAAACUAUUAUUUAUUAAUGAGUAACUUUAAAAAAUAUGUCCUAAAAGUGUUUGUGGAAAUAUCUGAAUGCGUUGGUAUCGAUUAUAAUGUCAAUAAUUGAAAUGUUGUCUAUGGGCUUGUAAUGUCGAGAAUUAUACGAAUUUGACAUUCUUUAUAAAUUUUCAUCAUAUUUAUAAGACUGCACAGUUCUUCCGAGAAUCAUCAACCGCUCAUUGGCAGGUCUUUGUCGUAAUAGUGCAAACUCAGAAUCUUGACCGGGACGUUUGUAUUGCAAGAUUAUCUUUGAAAUCGUUGGCGCGAUUUAGACCUUUGAAGGAUUUCUUACAUUCUAUAAUAUCUAUUGUACAAGUAACUCCUUUUGUAACAUGGCACUUCUAAAAAACGAUUACAAAAUCUAUGUUUAAAAUUAUUUAGAACAGAAAAUUAUCCACUAUGAGCACACAGUUUAAGGAAAUAACCGAAAUUUUACUGAUAAUUUUUUUAUGUAUGAUAGGUAAAAAAAAUACAUAGAUAUAACACUGUUUCACAUAACACGGGAAUUUGUAAAAACGUAUGUACUGUGUUAUAGGGAGGAUUAGAGAGGUUACCUGUAUCUACUUAGUGCAAAUAAUGCUAUACUUAUUAUAAUUUUUUUUUGUUUUAAUUAGCCUAAAUUCAUUUGCCGGGUUGCUUGAAAAAAAAACGUGCCUACUUUGAAAAUGUCCUGUGACUUACUGAAAAUGUUACCAGCCAUAUAUGUGCUUAAUUUAUAUAUUAGUGUUGAAAACAAUUUUGAUCCUAAACUUUAAGAAUUGUCUGUGAUGCAUAUAAUUACAGGUAUGUCUCAAGUUUUUUUUUUUAAUAAAGUA
Bombyx mandarina (wild silkworm) is the source of this 3197-nucleotide messenger RNA. Its product is annotated as leucine-rich repeat-containing protein 47. Gene Ontology annotation, molecular function: protein binding; phenylalanine-tRNA ligase activity; RNA binding. Gene Ontology annotation, biological process: phenylalanyl-tRNA aminoacylation. Lineage: Eukaryota; Metazoa; Arthropoda; Insecta; Lepidoptera; Bombycidae. The record is from RefSeq and is a predicted model, not a curated record.